UAGGGAACUGUCUGCUCAUCUACUAUCACUUAAAGUUUUAUGACAAGAAUAGAUUGACCUCCAAGUCAGGGCGAGCCCAAAGUCUCAGUGUCUUCUAAUCACUUUGGACAAGUGGUCAUUAACGUCACUUAUUUCCUCCAAAGAGGCAGAAAUCUUCCAAUCGGAUGGUACCUUUGAUGUGAAACUAUCGUGUCCCCCAAGAUCCCCAGAUCCGAAUGCACAAGCUGAAUUAGAACUUCAUCACGUCUUUGAAGGAAGGGAGCGCUGUUUUCAUCGUGGGACUCGGUAUUCAGGAAUACAAGAUGACUCGGAACAUGGAUUUGGCAGAUAACAGAUGCACCCAAGGGAAUAUCCUUCGACCCAGAGCAUAGUCUAAUAGGCUACACCUUGCAAGAGUCAGCAAUCCAGGCACAAGACCCCAAUUACAAACCAAGCUGGGCAAAGCAUCAAGAAAUAGAAAUGGAAACCACGUGUAAUACUGAGGAGACAGAUGACGAUGGAUCCACUUUCAGCCGGGCUGCCAGGGAUGGUAACAAGAAUGAAGUUAAGAAACACCUUGACUCCAAAAAAAAGAUGGUAAAAACGGUAAUGUGAUCUCUGCAAAAAACUUGGAAGGAAAAAUUCUCCCAGUCAUCAUAGAUGAGAAAGGACGUACACAUACAGUAGAACUGCUUUUAGAAAAUACAGACAUUGAAAUAAGUCGAAGUGGAACAAAUACUUAGGCUAAGGCUGACCUCAACCUCUCUCCUGUUUCAACAGCAGCAAAAAACGGACAUCAUUGAUUAUGUUCUUACACUUUUAUUGAGAGGAAGGCCAGAGAUUCAGACAAAACAGGGUUUCUCUCCUCCUAGAAUAUCAUAGAACAACAUGAGAAUAUUCUUUAGCAAUUGAGUAGGAUUAUAUAUUGAGACAAUGGAAAUUCAGGCUGCCUCUCCUCUUUUUAAAGCAUCACAAAAUGGACAAGAGAAUGUUGUUACACUUCUAUUAGAUAGAGGUGCAGACAUUGAGACAAAGACAAACCGGGGUUCCACUCCUCUUUACCUGGCAUCACAAAAUGGACAUGAGAAUGUUGUUACACUUCUAUUAGAUAGAGGUGCAGACAUUGAGACAAAGGAAAACCUGGGUUUCACUCCUCUUUUAAUAGCAUCACAAAAUGGACAUGAGAAUGUUGUUACACUUCUAUUAGAUAGAGGUGCAGACAUUGAGACAAAGACAAACCGGGGUUUCACUCCUCUUUCAAUAGCAUCACUUAAUGGACAUGAGAAUGUUGUUACACUUCUAUUAGAUAGAGGUGCAGACAUUGAGACAAAGGCAAUCCAGGGUUUCACUCCUCUUUCAAUAGCAUCACUUAAUGGACAUGAGAAUGUUGUUACACUUCUAUUAGAUAGAGGUGCAGACAUUGAGACAAAGACAAACCGGGGUUUCACUCCUCUUUCAAUAGCAUCACUUAAUGGACAUGAGAAUGUUGUUACACUUCUAUUAGAUAGAGGUGCAGACAUUGAGACAAAGACAACCCAGGGUGUCACUUCUCUUUCAUUAGCAUCACUUAAUGGACAUGAGAAGGUUGUUACACUUCUAUUAGAUAGAGGUGCAGACAUUAAGACAAAGACAACCGAGGGUUUCACUCCUCUUUUUUUAGCAUCACAAAAUGGACAUGAGAAUGUUGUUACACUUCUAUUAGAUAGAGGUGCAGUCAUUGAGACAAAGAGAGAUACGGGUGCCUCUCCUCUUUCAUUAGCAUCACAAAAUGGACAUGAGAAGGUUGUUACACUUCUAUUAGAUAGAGGUGCAGACAUUGAGACAAAGACACACCAGGGUUCCACUCCUCUUUCAUUAGCAUCACAAAAUGGACAUGAGAAUGCUGUUACACUUCUAUUAGAUAGAGGUGCAGACAUUGAGACAAAGGAAAACCGGGGUUUCACUCCUCUUUCAGUAGCAUCAAAACAUGGACAUGAGAAUGUUGUUGCACUUCUAUUAGAUAGAGGUGCAGACAUUGAGACGAAAAGUAAAAAAGACUGGGCCCCAAUUCAUUUUGCUGCGAACUAUGGCCAAUUAGCUACAAUGAUUUUACUGAUCAAGCGGGGAGCAAACAUAGAGAGGAAGAACAACAGGGGACAAUCUCCCCUCAACAUGGCUGCUACAAUAGGGAAAAAAGACGCUGUCGCUUUACUCAUCAAACAUGAUGCUGACUGUCGCAGCAGAGACUGUGACAGGUUUUCUCCUUUGGAAAAUAGCAUCAUACAUGGUCAAGUGGAUGUCAUAGAAUAUUUGUUUAAACUCUUUUCUGAUAGAGGUGAUAGUAGAAGUCAAGUUAGGGAAAGGUUAGAACUAGCAGCCAGACAUGGGCAAAAUGAUGCAAUCCGCUUUCUGGUUAAAAUGUAUCAAACAAAGAUAGACUGCAAUAAGUUUCUCGCAUCUUCCCUAGCAGCAGCUGUUUCUAAUGGCCAUUUUGAGAGCGUUCGAUUGCUUCAUUCGUUAGGUGAAACACCAUUAAGAUACCACCAUGAAUUGGGAGAAUGUCUCACAGACUGUGACUGCAUGGAUAUUUACUUAUACCUCUUGAUUUUUAAAAGAAGCCCCGAAGCAGUGACAUCAAGUGGUGACAAUAGAUAUGAUCAUUUGUGUUAUAGUGAUCGAAUUGACUGGGAUAUUUUUGAGAAUGCUCUGUCACCACUCGUAUCUACAGGCCAGAAAAAUAUCACCGCUUUACAUUUAGUCAACCUACCAGGUCUGGGCUCAAUUAAAAGCCUUCCUCAAGGUAAAGUCAGUAAUCUGAAGCAAACGAUUUGGGAAUGCGUAAAAAAGAUAACAGGAAAAAAAAGAGUAGAUGAGUUCACAACGACUGCACUAAUUGGAAGUAUGGCAGAAUCAACUAAAGUGGGAUUCACUGAUGAAUUUGACAUCAUACUACAAAAAGAAUAUCCUUUGCACCCAAAUAAAAUAACAAAUAUUGGGCAUGGUUACAGGAAAUAUGAAGAUGAGACAGUGGAUAUCAGUAGUAAGUUGUUUCAUUCUGUCAUAUGGGCAGAUCUUGACACCAAAGAUGACAUGCUUGUCUCAAUACCUACAGCCGUAGCAGGCGAUGGUGCUGCAUGCACUUGCAUGAAACUGCGAUAUCAGGAUGAGCAAGAUAAAAAGCGUAGCUUGUUGGUAUCAGUUGAUCUAGUGCCAGUCAUACAUGUAAAAGACUGGCCAAGUGAUGCUAUUCAGAAAACCUGGAUGAUGAAUUCUGCGGAGCUGAAAGCCCGAGGGUACCAGCUGGUGGCCAGACCACCCCAUAAGGACACUAAGUUUGGGAAAACCUUUGAUACAUGUGAGCGGGAGAAACUCUACCGUGUCACAUUCUCUCUGCUCGAAGUGGAGCACAUUAAGAAUCUCGAGGACAGGGUAAAGGAUGCGUACAUCUUGGCAAAAUGUCUCAGGAAUCCAGUGGCAUGUCACGUUGUCAUAAAAGAUGAAGGUGUAAUACAUUUCGUAGGCAAAUUCGUAACAAGCUACUUCCUCAAGACAGUCUUUAUGCACAAUGUGGAGGACUUCCUCAACCAUGAGCGACCCUUGGUUGAGAUGGCGUACAUAUUGUACAGUCAGCUGGAGUACUACCUGUCCCACGGAUAUAUCCCCAUCUUCUGGAUGCCCAAGAUCAACCUCCUCGAAGGGGUUGACAUCAGUGCAGCUAAAGCACACAAGGUGGCAGCACAUAUGAAGGCUCAUGUCGGCGAGCGUUACCGAGAGGAACUCAACAAGGAACCCCCUGACGAUGUCAACGAUAAGAUAGAGCUUCCACCAGAAUGCUCAGUCAUAGACUUCACUGAAGCUUCAGGAACAGAGAUUCUCUCACUGCCGUUGAAAUUGGGAAGCUCACGGGAGACAAGACGCAGAAAAAACAUAUGUUAUACAGAGAGAGGGGGGAAUCGAUCUGGUAAGCGAAGACGUAAAAAUGCAGACAGACAAAAGGACACCGAUAGUGGCCUCUGAUGCCUAUCUUCAACCAAGGGAAACUACAAGCUUAGAAUCAUCCUUCAAUUGAUUACCAUUAUCGGUGACAUGCCUCAAAUUUCCCGACUCUCUAUUUCUCGGAUACCAAACUCGAGAAACAACUUCAGUUGCGUAUUAAGGUCAAACAAUAGCUGUGUAUAAGAGAGUAUGUUUCAAGCAGUAGAAGGAUUGAAUUAGGUACAUGACAUGUGGUUAGGAGGGGCAAAUUGACUCCUGGACAUUAAAAACACCCUGAAUAGCUCAGGUUGAGAUAAAGAGGUGUUUAACUGACGUCACUGAAAUCCAGAUGUUGCCAACUUGAUUUCAAAUUAGCGCCAGGCGUAAUGGUUUACAUAAGGACAGUGUAUGACUUGGUCAACCAUUUUUACUGAACAUUUCUCCAUAAGGGCUGAGAUGACUAUUAACUGUAUAUAAUAUAAUGAAAUGCUUAAGUUUCUCUGCUAUGCCUAAAUACCGCCAGGAAUAUUAGUUAUUUGGUUUGCCAACAUCAUUUUUGACUUUUUUGAUUUUGAAUAAUAUCAACUAACAUAAUUCAGGUCGCUUAUGAAAUAGGAACUCCUUUUCUAGAUUUUACGGGGUCAGAAAGAUAUUCUCUCACAGGCAGUACACACGAUCCCGCAUUGUAUCAAAUUCUGACAUGUCUCACGAAAAUGCCAAUAAAAAAAUUCAAAAUCAUUGGCAUUUUUUCAAAUUCACUUGUGACAUUGAAAAGAUAUAGGACCACACUUCUGCAAAGUUUGAUGAAAAUCACGCCAUUAAAUUUGUUUUAAAUCACGAAAAUGUACACAUAUGAUGUAUAUAGAAGAUUUGAUUGUGUACGGAGGCCUUUAGGUUACAUGUAUAUAAUGAUGAAGGAGUUAUGUCACUUGAUAUUUAAGGUGUCCACUUCAUGAGGUUAUUACAGGUUACUGACUUCUUGACAAAUGUUUUUGAAUCACAUUUGUGCAAAACGGUUUUCAUUGUGUUUUACUCAAUAUUGUAACUAUAGCGAUGUUUAUGCAAAAUAUCACCUGACAAUUUUAUUGAUACGUAUGCAAGUACGAGUUUGUUCAAAGAAGGGGAUGUCUAAAAAUUAGAAAAUUGGACUUGUAUACUAAAUGAAUGGCCCUUAGACAAAGUUCAUUGGUUAAAAGCAGCAGAUCAUUAAAAGUCUUUAGUAGUAAAGAAUACUACGAAAAUAUUAGACUGUUUAAUUUGUCAGUGCAUGGGCUAACUUUCUGUUGGCCUCAUGGUCAAUGAGAUGUCACAGGUGACAAGUGGGCAUAUGUGACAAUAAAAAGGAAAAUCUUUGCAUAUUUUAGCAAAAAGCUGAAAUAACAGGUUUUUAGAACCCAGUCAGGAACUGGCAAAACUGCAAUCAACACUACAAGAUGCUGACACUCACUGCGUUAUCCCAACGUUGAGGUGUAUAUGUUUUUUAGUUUUGAUUUAAAGGGACUAUUACCCAAACCUACUGGGAUGCCUUUUCCCUUAAUAUAUUUGGUUUUGCUCCAUUUCACCAAAAAUGUUAAAAUGGCUUGAAAAUUGGAUAGUAUUUCACUUCAAAUGCUUUGUUUGUGGUCAUAUAUUGUCUGAUUCUGGCAAUGUAAGUAUUUCUAGAUACUUUGGACUUUGAAGUUUCAGAAGAAAUAUAACAUUCUGUUCAAAUAUUGCGAAAUCGCCAAAUAUGUCAACCCACUUUUUUCGUGAAAUGGGGUGUGGGUUUUAGAUGACACCAAUAGGUGUCAUCACUGGUAUGGUUAGAUUCUAUUGUGAGAAAUGUUUUUGUGUCUGUUUAUGAAUUGUCAAGUAAAUUGUAAUCAUUUUGAUGUAUUAUUAGUUAAGGUAAUGAUAAUGUAAUAAAUAGGGUAAAACUUA
This is a messenger RNA of Lineus longissimus, 5853 nucleotides long. Its product is annotated as ankyrin-3-like. The coding region runs from base 913 to 3975 and encodes 1020 amino acids. The transcript is spliced from 4 exons. Gene Ontology annotation, molecular function: protein binding. NCBI's taxonomy places the organism in Eukaryota, Metazoa, Nemertea, Pilidiophora, Heteronemertea, Lineidae. The record is from RefSeq and is a predicted model, not a curated record.